Molecule: messenger RNA, 2599 nt
Organism: Manis pentadactyla (Chinese pangolin)
Lineage: Eukaryota; Metazoa; Chordata; Mammalia; Pholidota; Manidae
Gene: BLZF1
Product: basic leucine zipper nuclear factor 1
Exons: 7
Coding region: 344-1477 (377 amino acids)
Biological process (GO): Golgi to plasma membrane protein transport; Golgi organization
Cellular component (GO): Golgi membrane
Source: RefSeq, a predicted model, not a curated record
ACUUAUGCAGUAAGUUCUGUAUUACUUGAGCUUUCACACACCACAGAAGUUUAUGGUGCUUUUUUUGGAAAAGCAUUCCGGAAACGAAAUCCUGAGUCGCCGGAAGUGAUUAUUGUGACCGAGCCCUGGAUGACGGAAGCGGCCGGCGGCUGGUUUCGGAGAGGAAGAGACGUGCGCGGUGUCGUGACACCCGUCGUACCGGGAGGAAGGCUCUUGGCGCGAAGCCCUGAAAUCGGAGGAGGGGGCUCCAUCAGAGGAAGUCCCAGGACGGUCUGCGUGGCUGAGGCGGCGUCGGCAAAGGCUGGAGGUAGAAGUCUUGGGGUGCAUUUUCGUAGGUUGAAAAAUGACUACUCUUGAAAGUUUAGAAACCAAAGUCACCCCUGCUUCAACCCCAAUCCGAGGAGCAGGAGAUGGAAUGGAAACUGAGGAACCAGCUAAAUCUGUUGAAGUUACGUCUGGAGUCCGGCCCAUAAAGCCUCAUGUCCUUCAGAGUCCACGAAAGAAAGCAGUUCUGUCAGAGAGCCCCGGGGUCCUUCAGCUGGGGAAGCUCCUCCCUGAGAAAGCAGUGGAGGUUGAGGCUGUGAGAAUAUUAGUUCCCAGAGCUGCUAUAACCCGUGAUGUCCCCAAGAAACCCGCGAAGGCUGGGUCUCCGGGACGCCGUAAGGGAGAGUUCCUUGGUCAGCCAGAGGCGGUGGCAGGGCCCAGAGGGGACCUGUCGGAGAUGAGGACUUCCCUGGACAAGCUCAGGGACUCCGAGAGGAGGCUGCUCCAGGACAAAGAAGGCCUUUCUAACCAGCUCAGAGUGCAGACCGAGGUCAAUCGUGAGUUAAAAAAAUUGUUGGUGGCUUCCGUUGGGGAUGAUCUGCAGUAUCACUUUGAACGUCUAGCCCGUGAGAAAAAUCACCUUAUUUUAGAAAAUGAAGCCUUAGGUCAAAACACAGCUCAGCUCUCCGAACAAUUAGAGCGUAUGUCAAUACAGUGUGAUGUAUGGAGAAGUAAAUUCCUCGCAAGCAGGGUGAUGGCGGACGAGCUGACCAACUCCAGGGCGGCCCUGCAGCGGCAGAACCGCGACGCCCAGGGCGCCCUCCGAGACCUCCUGAGCGAGCGGGCGCAGCUGCGGAGGGAAAUGGGCGCCACACGCAAACUGCUGGAGGAGCUGUUAGCCUCUCUGCGGUGGGGGAGAGGGCAGGACCCCUCCCCCAGGCCACAGCCUCACACCACCGCAGAACUGGCAUCGACAAACCACAGGCUGGCAAAAGCAGUGAAUUCUCACCUUCUGGGAGAUGUUGGCACCAGCAGUCAAAGAAAGAGCUCAUCGGCAGUUGAGUUCUACAACACUCCAGCAGAAAAAAUGGCUGAAACGCCUGGAACGUGCCAGUACUGCAGCGGCAGGUGGUGUGGACCUGAUCCUGCAGUCAUGGGCGCACCGAGGCUCCUGCGGGUGACCUGUCAUUCCUGCGGCCUCCCAGGCCUAUGAUAACAGCUCCUGUGGCCCCAGCUCAGGCCUUGGCAUCAGCCAGAACUGUCCCUCUCCAAGAUGAGUGCAGCACCUUACUCCAUGGCCUGCGAUGGCGACUUUCACAUCACCCUGUCCCUUGAUCACAGUCUUUAUCGUCUUGGCCCUUGCAUUUUCCUCCGUCUCAUCAGCUCAGCUGCAGGCUUCUUUACUGCCCAUCGCUUGCCUAGACUCCAUUCUUAGGUGCCUUUCUUCCUUGUCCUCCUCUAGGACCCUGAAAGCCAGUCCACUGUUAGUCAGCUGUUUGCCUUCUUUGUUUCUAUACCCAUCAAACUGUUACUCACAUUCCGUGGAUGACUUAAUUUUCAGAAGAAAAGGAGGGCAGAGAAAGAAGAUUCCCCGAGGCCCACUUGCAUGGCAACCAGCCUUACUGGAAAAGCCAUCCCUCCUCCCUUCAGACGACAACCCUGGCUUGGCAGGUGCCCCGAGUCAGCCCUUCUCCCUGGUAGCUCUUCCUUGUCACUUAAAGGCAUGCCCAGGUGUCUCCCAUCCAAAGAAGACCUUCCCUCAUUCCUAAGUUGUCUGGAUGUGGCCUUAGCACCUUCCAUACUUGUUUGAGCAUAACGCCAUCUGCUUGCUGGUUCCUGCCGUCACUGCUCCUGUAGCCUUCCAGCCCCCCGUCCUCAGCCCUUGGAAAGGCCACGGCGGCUCCAGCACUGCUGCACUGUCUCACUUCGUGUCUGUCCCCCUCCUUGGUACCGCCGGGCCUCUGUGACAUCGCCCUUUCUUGGCCCUUGUACCUUUCUGAGCCCUCAGGAGCCUUUUAUCCUGCUUUGAAUAUUGAUGUCCUGUAGGAAUCUGUGCACCACGCAUUUCAUCUCCCUCAAUUUCUGAACCACCACACCCUUCCAGUUCUUCACUGCUUCUCUCAGUAUUUUGGGGGAGGGGGCACCCUCUUCCUGUGUCCCUUUCCCCACAUGAGAGAGAGAGAGAGACUUUAUAUUCUCUGGGGACCCUCCAGUUCCCAUGGGUUUAUGCUUGUGACCAACUGAGAUACUGUUCCUGAGUUGAAAAGACAUUUCCAACUGGAGAUGUCUGUAGGCUCAUCUCACAGCUGAAAAUAAAAGCACCUCUUUUCUCCUG